Lachancea mirantina is the source of this 2637-nucleotide messenger RNA. Lineage: Eukaryota; Fungi; Ascomycota; Saccharomycetes; Saccharomycetales; Saccharomycetaceae. The record is from the annotation of a GenBank genome assembly.
AUGUCUGCAGCAGCCUCUGGAGUUAGACUCAAACGGUCUAUUUCGUCUGUCCUUGUUAGCCUUUUCAAGCAGAGAAAUACCGAUGAUGAAAUCCAAGAAUCAGCUCUGGUUGUAGAGGAGCAACCGUCACAAGAAAAUCAAAUACAAGACAGCCACAACGACUUCUCAUCAGAGAUUUCGGGCCUAUUCGAUGCUUCUAUUGCUGAUGGACCACCAUUGGUGCCUAUUUUGCCCAUUCAGCGUUUGAAAAUCCUACGCUAUAAGCAAUAUUUGCGCAGAUUGGAAUACAGAUUGGAAGUCCCCAUAGACCAAGACUACCUGCUGGAAAAUUCCACUUUUGCUGCGGACCACGAACGUGAAUCGUCAAUUGGAGUUUUAGGACCUUCGAAGAAGCCCAAAACUGGUAUGAAUGCGGCCGAAAAGCGUUUAUAUCAGCCCAAGAAGUCUGGGAAAAGGUGGAACGGAGAAAUGGAAUAUGACUUGACUGAAUACGACGCGGUGAAAAGACCUAAAUUGGAACAAGAUAGUAUGGAGCCACCCCUGUUAGCGACCGAUUCGACGGCUCCCAGGGACAGGAUGAACGCCGAUGAUGGGUAUCUCUCGAAAAAGCAAAUGGAUAUCUUAGAUGGCAAACCUGCGCUGGGUUCAAGCAUUCCGAAAAUCCCUCAUAACUUUACAACUAAUGGGUCUAUUAGUGAGAAAUCCGCAUCCAGAUUGCCGGCACUACCAAGUUCCGGCUUCGAUUUUUUGAAAGCGAGUCCCACUAAUCAGAAACUAACCGAUAAAGCAGAUGAGAGUUCGUUAUCUGAGACGAUCGCAUCGAAGCCUCAAGCUUCAAAGGGCUUCAGCUUUGGUACCGGGGCCCUGGGAAACGCUAACACGGAGGUGCGAUCUUUCGCAGGUGCCGCGAAAGCAAAAUCAGAAGACAAAAAAGAUUCCUCUGAUUCCAAGAAUUCAAGGUUCGGUAGCUUGGAAACUAAUAAGCUCGCAAAUCAGACUAAACCCAGCUUUUCGUUCGGAAGCUCUGUCUCGAGCAAUGGCGGUCUUCUCUCAAAAGAACAUAAGAGUGUUACGCCCUCAUUUCAGUUUGGAAAGAAGCUGGAACAUAAUACAGAGUCGUUGAACUUUGACAACAAAAGACCGAGGGAUCUCGAAGAUAGCUCUGCUAAGAGUUUCGGUCAAAGCGAAAAAAGUGCGAAUGCUCCACCUGCAUCAAAGAUCUUUCCGUCCUCGGCUUCAGUACCAAAAGCAUCAGUUGCUGCUAAGUCAUCAUUUGUUUUUGGUUCAAGUACACCCGAAACUAAGAAAGACGCAUCUCCAGACAAAUCCAACGGCAGUUCUAUAUUGGGAAGUGGGGAGGAUAAGAGUACUAGCUCUUUCAGCUUCAAUGCCAACUCAAAACCAUCUUCCAACGAAGCCGUAAUAGAUUCUGAGCAGAAGGUGCCCGUUGGCUCACUGUUCUCGUUCGGAGCGAAAAAAGUGAUGCCGAAUACAUCCUCAUUAAAUGGAGGGGAGAAGUUCGAUGAAACACAAACUCAAACGGAGUCUUUCACUUUCGGCAAACCUAAUUCUGAUCACAAGAACCUUCCGAAUAACACAAAUCCGUCGUUUUCCUUCGGCUCAAAACCAGACUCUUCGAAGGAGAGUAAAACCAACGCAGAUGGUGGCAAGACAGCGACUCAGGCUUUUAGCUUUGAAGCUAAACCAAAAAGCGACAAAGCUUCGCAACCGGCUUUCAAGUUCGGAGGAAACACCCAGCCUAGAAACGACGAGAAUCCAAAGCCAGCUUUUACAUUUGGUGGCAAAGUCGGUUUAGAGAAGCCUGCUGCUAACUUGUCAAGUGAGAAAAAUGCCAUCACGCCUGCCCCUUCUUUGUUUACAGGACUCACUGCAAGCAAAGAAUCCUCGAGUACAUCAUCUUUUACAGUUGGAGGCAUCAAUGGCGCCAACAACCAAACAAAGCCUGAAGCAGGUACUCAGAGCUUUAAGUUUACGUUAAACGAAAGCAAGUCGACGCCGGCGUUCAAAUUCAAUAACGACACAACGAAAACGCCAAAUGGAACAGCAGGUAUUGGCCUCUUGAAUAGAGCACAAGCUCCGGCAUUAGGAGCACCGCACCCUGUUCAUCCCACAACGCCCUUUAGCUUCAGCCCGGCUGCCACUACACAACAACAAAGCUUAUCGGGUUUCAGCUCGGCUUCUUCCACCGCAACUCCAGCCUUUGGCGCCAGCGCGAAUGUAAAUCAGAUGACAGCACCCUCUGCUUUUGUGGGCAGUUCAACCACGUCAGCUUCUCCGCCUCCGUUUGGAAACCCCUCUCCCGGAUCGGCUAGUGGUACGUUUCAACAAAAUAGGGCAUUUAGUCCGUCCCAUACCAUGAACCUCAACUUUGGCGGCACAUCGGCAGCUGCUCAAGCGCCCAGCGCAAUUUUUGGCGCUGCAACUAAUACAAAUCCUGCUCAAAUAUUUGGAGCACAGUCUAGCACACCGGCCGCGACGUUUGGAAAUGAUCAAUCGCAAGGUACGCAAACGAUGUUCGGUGGUGGAGCACUACCAAAUCAACAUUCUCAGCAACCUACUAUGAUGGGCCUACCACCCGGAAGAAAACUUGCUCGCAUGAGAGCGAGAAGAACCUAA